CCUACUAGAGUCUAUACAUAGACCGCUUACAUGAGUGCUAGAUUAUUCCCCUAAGAAACACACAUCACAAGUUCGCCAUUCAGAAUCAGUGAAGCCUUUAUAUUCUAAAGCACAUCACCCUUCUCAAAUCAUAUCCGCCCUUUCCAAACUACCCUAAAUCUUUCUAUCUUCUUCUACUUAGUUUGUUAUUGACAUUACAUUCGUCGUUGACUAUCACCUUCAGUCUCUUUAGUUUCCUGCCUGAUUUUCCGUAAUUAGGUCUACAGGACAUCCAUCUCACUCUUUUUUAAAAACAAAAACAAAAACAAAAAACAUCCCUUCCUUGUGAAUAGUAACACUCGAUUUUACCGAUCUCCCGAGAAGCGUUUCGAAGAUAGAAUAACAUGAACAUCCUCUCGCCCGCCGCGUUUCUCAUCAUCUUGGAGCUCUCAGGCCAAUUGCCGCAGUUCGCCGCGGGACAAGGAUUACUAGGCUCAGGACCACCAGGCGGCGCCCCCGGGCCAAAGCCAGAUGGCCCCAAGUUGGACAGCCCGCCAGGGAUGGGCGGAGGUCCUGUUAAGACCGACGGCCCCAAACCCGAUAGCCCACCAGGAAAGGACAUGGGAGCACCACCAGGCAAAGACAUGGGCGGGCCAAGCAAGGGCCUCGGUUUGCCUUCUCCCGGACCUAACUCCUCCGCCUCGGCUUCUGCCGCCGCUGCUGCUAGUGCCUCGGUCAGCGUAGACGGCAGUACCAAGACCUCUUCCGAUUCGAGCAAAUCCGGAGGUCCACCCGGGGGUGGUGGCACAUGGAGUCUCACUUCUCCAUCCGGACAAACAUGUUCAUGUACUUGCAAGGACGAGCCCAAGCCUCCGCCGCCGAAGUGUGACUCGCCCCCGCCGAUCACCAGCGGCGGAGGCGACACCCCUCCGCCCCCGCCGCCGGACAAGAAGGACUCGCCGCCCCCGCCGCCGGACAAGAAAGACUCGCCCCCGCCGCCUCCUCCGGAUAACAAGGGGCCACCUGAUACUCCCGGAAUCACGUCCCCAUCCGCGGCUCCUUCGGUCAUCUUUGGCGCUCCCAACUGGAUCUCAGAAAGCUUCUUAUUGGGCACUCUCAUGUAUAUACUCGCCUGAUAGGCUUUUGUGUGUUCCCCCUAUAUACAGCGAUCCGCUCUCACUCUCAUCUAGGGUCUCUCUCCAUCUCUCUUCUUAUGUGGAUUAGCUUCAUCUUCAUAUCAGAUUAUCUUCCUGGAUGAUACACAGACUCUUUUGGUGCAAUGAACUAUUGGCUUCUUUGCUCCUCUCAGUCUUGAGUUUUAACACCAACAAAAUUGCCCUUUUUUGCUUUGCUUUUCGAUCUGGUGUUUGUUAUAUUUUUCGUUCUUCUGUUUUGUUCAUGGAAUUUAUUGAUCCCCUUCAUCUACCAAUCCAGUCUUUCAAUAAAAUGGAACACAUAACUAGGAUGAAAUUCGUAGUUGAUGGGAUUUUGAAAAAAA
Messenger RNA from Puccinia graminis f. sp. tritici CRL 75-36-700-3, 1477 nucleotides. RefSeq lists its product as uncharacterized. The record is from RefSeq and is a predicted model, not a curated record. The transcript is spliced from 3 exons. Bases 384 to 1115 code for a protein of 243 amino acids. NCBI's taxonomy places the organism in Eukaryota, Fungi, Basidiomycota, Pucciniomycetes, Pucciniales, Pucciniaceae.